AUGGAGGAAGUUCCACGCCCGGAUGCUGACGUUAAGGAAGCGUUGACAUCCGGGCAGGGACGAGCAGACGCCCGGUACGAGGACUCCGGGCUCCGGUGGCAAAUGCCCAACGGAAGCGAGCUGAACACGGAGUACAAGCUGCCCUUGGGUUUUCUCGAGCGAUCGGAAACUGUUGGCAACAUGUCGAACGGUACGACCGAGCCGAUCGAAGGCCUCGAGCAGCAAAUCAACAGCUUUUACUUCUACGAGACUGAACAAUUUGCAGUAUUAUGGAUAUUAUUUGUAGUGAUCGUGCUCGGCAACACGGCCGUGCUUGUGACGCUGUUUCUCAACAAAAACCGCAAAUCGAGGAUGAACUUUUUCAUCAAGCAGCUCGCAAUAGCAGAUCUCAGCGUUGGGUUACUGAGCGUCCUGACGGACAUCGUGCAGCGAAUAACGAUCUCCUGGCUGGCCGGCAACGUCGCCUGCAAGCUGAUCCGCUUCGUCCAGGUGUGGGUGACGUAUGCUUCCACGUACGUGCUCGUGGCCCUCAGCAUCGAUCGCUACGAUGCCAUCACGCAUCCGAUGAACUUUUCCGGCUGCUGGAAACGCGCGCGUCGGCUUGUGGCGGCUGCCUGGGGCUUCAGUGCCGUUUUUUCGUCGCCUAUGUUCUACCUAUACGAGGAGCGCAUCAUACAAGAUCAGCUGCAGUGCUGGAUCGAUCUUGGGGAUUCGUUUCGGUGGCAGGUUUACAUGUGCUGGGUGGCCGCGUCGCUCUUCGUCAUUCCGGCGUUCAUCAUUUCCGCCUGCUACGUCAUCAUCAUUCGGACGAUCUGGAGCAAGGGUUCGAUGCUGGGACCGACGCCGGUUGGGCCUGGUGCCAACGGAGGCAAGCAUCGACCCAUACGCAAUGGUGGUGGCUGUGCGGAGUUGGCAAGCCGGCGGGCCAGUUCGCGAGGCAUUAUCCCACGCGCCAAGGUGAAGACAGUCAAGAUGACGAUCGUGAUCGUGAUCGUGUUUGUGCUGUGCUGGUCACCGUACAUCGUCUUCGAUCUGCUGCAGGUGUUCGAGCAGAUCCCAAAGACACAAACGAACAUCGCCAUCGCUACGUUCAUCCAGAGCCUAGCUCCGCUCAACUCGGCGGCCAACCCGCUUAUCUACUGUCUCUUUUCCACGCACUUUGUGCGCACACUGAAAAGACUUCCACCAUUCCGAUGGCUGCUGUCAUCGCCAUUAUGCUGCGCCAGCGAGGAAGACCGCUCGGAACGGGGCCGUUGUGGCACGAUCUCGAGUGGCAAUCGCAACCUGCGCAACCAGCAUAGCAGCAGUUCGAUGCGAACGCUGACGACUUCGCUCACCGUAUCGACACGUCGCUCGACGGCGACCAUUUCGACGAGGGGUGCGAGUGGACCAGCCGCAGGGCGGUUGCUGGUGUAG
Messenger RNA from Anopheles nili, 1416 nucleotides. Its product is annotated as cardioacceleratory peptide receptor-like. The transcript is spliced from 8 exons. Gene Ontology annotation, cellular component: membrane. Gene Ontology annotation, molecular function: vasopressin receptor activity. Lineage: Eukaryota; Metazoa; Arthropoda; Insecta; Diptera; Culicidae. The record is from RefSeq and is a predicted model, not a curated record. Gene Ontology annotation, biological process: G protein-coupled receptor signaling pathway. Bases 1 to 1416 code for a protein of 471 amino acids.